Mesorhabditis belari is the source of this 1500-nucleotide messenger RNA. Lineage: Eukaryota; Metazoa; Nematoda; Chromadorea; Rhabditida; Rhabditidae. The record is from the annotation of a GenBank genome assembly.
AUGGCUGUUCAAACGAUUGAAUGCAAAACGACAACGAUCGAGAAAGUGAUUGUGUUUACUGAUCGAGCUGAGAUUCGCAGAAAUGUUCCGCUGAAACUAGAAAUUGGAAUGAAUGAGAUCAAUAUCAUUAAUCUCCCCAAUGAAGUGGUCGAUGAUUCGGUAAGGAUUUCGGGAACGGGAAACGCGUCGAUUCAUGAGGUGCAAGUUGCAUGGAAAGAGGCAACGAAAAAGGAGAAAGAUUGUUCACAAGCAGCUGAUCUUCGCGUUAAACUUGAGGCGGCUGAACGGGAAAGAGAUUUGUUGAAGAAUCGGAGAAAGAUCAUUCAAAAGAAGAGAGAAGCGUUGGAUGCACUUAUUGGAAAGCUUGGAAACACGGAAAACGCUCGUGGGCUUCAGUUCAAUGGAGACACAUUCGAGGGAAUCGCAAAUCUCUUUGAGUACUACGAGAAACAAGUUCUUCAGUUCAACGAUUUCGAUGGCUCUUUGGAGAAAGAGGAGAAAGACGCGCAAGAAAGAGUUGAUGUCAUCAGAAAAGAUCUCAAUCGAUAUGAAUUUUCUGGAUCUGUUAGAACAGUCACCGUAAUCCUUGAGUCACCAGAAGCGACCGAUGCUCAUCUAAAUCUCAGUUAUCAAGUGUACAAUGCUGGAUGGAGACCGAGUUAUGAUAUUCGAGUUGACACGGGAAAAGAGAAUCAUAUGAAUAUCACCUACUCCGGUCGAGUCACUCAGAACUCUGGAGAAGAAUGGUCUGGCUGUCAGCUUGUCCUUUCCACUGCCAAACCAUCAGUUGGAGGAAAUAUCCCCGAAUUGGGAACUCUCGACGUCUCACUCUACGUAAAACCAUGCGAACCACCAAUUCAACCCUAUGGAGGUGGUUUGUACGGGGCACCUGGGGCAGCUCAGUCAUACUCUAUGCGACAAAUGUCAUUAGGAGGAAGAAAGGAAAAGAAUCUCAAUGUUGUUACCGCCACUGUUCAUGAGCAAGCUCUCUCCUCAGAAUUCGCGAUCGCUCGUCCGGCUGCAAUUCCACCCGAUGGAGCUGAGCAUAAGGUGACAAUCGGUGCCGCCUCAUUCCAACCCAAUCUUCAACAUGAAUGUGUUCCAUCAAAAAAUAACAACGUUUACUUGAUUGGAUCCACUCGAAAUUCUUCUUCUUUACCAUUUCUUCCCGGUGAAGCGGCGAUCUUUUUGGAUGGAAAUUUCAUCACAAAGUCUCAAUUGAAAGCCGUCUCUCCGGGUGAAUAUUUUACAGUAUCUCUUGGACAAGAUGCUUCAAUUAAAGUCGAUUAUAAGCCGGCACAUAACAAACAAGGAGAAGCUGGAUUGAUCAACAAGAAUAAUACACAAGUGAAAGAACAAAAAGUGAUUGUGAAAAAUACGAGAAAGGAAAAAGUGAAAGUGACAAUUAAAGAACAUGUGCCGAGGAGUACCGAUGAGAAGAUCAAGGUGCGUCUCCUCUCACCGACUCCUGCCCCUCUUCAACACAUUCCGGAGGACAAA